GCCACACGGAAGAAAGCCUCCACUUCUUCUCAGCAGCAAACACAGAUGUCAUGUUUUUGUUUUUUCUAGUGCGUCGCUUCUCUUCGCAAUUCAAAACCAAAUCACAGCGCGGAAGCAGCUUUUUUUAAUUCUUACUGCACACUCUCCUCCCCCACCCCACUCCCCCCCACCCCCCACCCUCCUUCCUUGCACACAGUUCCUGUUUAUGAAUGAACAUGGCGACGUGCAUCUCCUUCCAGACGCAGCUCUCCUCCGUAAUGGAGGUGCUGCUGAAGGCGGCGGUGGCGGACAUCUCCAAGCUGGUCGAUGACAAAUGCGCGUUCCUGCAUGUGGAGAUCUCCAGGAAGCAGAGCGAGGUCGAGAUGCUGAAGAGGAAGCUGCAGACGAUGGAGAAGAAGAACACGCAGCUGCAGCGCGGCUUCGAAAACUACAUGGACCGAGGGACGGAUGUAGGGACCAACUGUCGUCAUUCCUCAGGAGAUAUUAAGUUUCCAGAGAUGGAAGAUGCCGCUGUUUCCUUCACGAUUAAAGAAGAGAGUCCAGAUGAGCCGCUGUGGAUCAGUGACACCGCUGGACCCAUUGGUGGUUCUGUGCAGUACUGCAACCCAGGUACCGCGGGGGAGAGCCAGCAGCUGGAAGAGGGCCGUCACUUAUCCCAUCCAGAGGUCGCCAGGCUAAAACCGUCAGAGUUCAGUGACUUGUACAACUCUGGGCAUCACGCAGGACAGAUCAGCGGCCUUCACUUCACUGUCAAGACGGAGAAGGAGGAGGAGCGAUCGGGAUUCAGUCAGGACGGAUGUCAGCACGGCGCCGGGAAGCUGAAUCAACUUGCCGCUGACUUUUCCAUCGACGAACGAGAGAAUCAACUCUGGUCGUCCAUAAUCGAAGGUAACGACAUUGACGCUGGGUUUCCCGACUUUUCCAGUAUGGUGGAGGAGUAUUCCAGCACCUUCCCGGAGCACUCGGAUGCUGCUGUGGUUUCGAACAGCAGCAAGUCCACCGGUGUCCAGCAGUCGUCCUCUCAGAGGCCGUGCAACGGGAUCUACAGCGGCGAGUAUCAGAAGGACGUCCCGCAGUCGUCCGGUUUUCAGAACAGAGCUCCGGGCGCGCUCCCACAGCCGGACAGGCAGAAGGAGCAAAUGUACUCGCAGAGGAACGCGUCGCACGUUGCACACCUGAAGCCGCCGGACGAGCACGCCGAGAGGGACGCCACAUCUGGAGACCGACCGGUCGUGACUCACUCACACAGCACGUUCACACCGAGCAGCUACCACAACCCCCACAAGGCUUUCUCUGCCGCGGCGCGGGGCUACGUCUGCUUGCAGUGCGGGAAGACGUUCGGCCGCCUGCACCAGUUCAAGCUGCACCAGCAGAGCCACAAGAGGAAGCGGGCGUUCUGGUGCACGGUGUGCGGGAAGAGCUUCCAGUGCUCGUCCCACCUCAGCAUACACCACCGGACGCACACGGGCGAGAAGCCAUUCGGUUGCGGGCAGUGCGGGAAGAGGUUCACGCAGCAGAGCAGCCUGAGGGUCCACCAGCGCACUCACAGCGGCGAGCGGCCCUACAGCUGCUCGCAGUGCGGGAAGACCUUCAUCCUGAUGCACCAUCUGAAACGGCACAGAAUCAUUCACACGUACAGCUGAGGGGUGAAAAGACACAGAUGACCUUCUGAGACAAAAUCAAACUUACUCUCAUUCGUACCCUUGACUUUCUAUAUUAAUGCAUACGUCACUAUGCAAAAUCCAUCUGGAUGGAUUUUAAUGUUUUCUUUUUUUAAAUGCUUCUUUUAUAAUUAUCAGAAAUGUGAACUUGCAUUGCAACCUCCAAAACACGUCAGCUUUUUUUCUUAGGACACUUCCAAAGCUAGUGAAUCCAAAAAAAACAAGUCAUCAACAUAAAACCUGUAGAUUUCCUGCAUAAAAGAUGUAGAAAUGAGCUUUAUUUAUUUCAUCUCAUGCUCAUCAACUUCCCCUUUACAGCCACACGUGGGUUUUUGCUUUCAAUGCUCUCAGGUUUAUGUUCCGGGGUCAACUUUGUAAAAAAACAACAAAAAAAGCCUGAUUAUUGUUUCCCCAAAAUCUCUCUUUGCUAUUUCUUAUGAUUUAUAUUAAAAGCAUUGUUAAAAUCAA
This is a messenger RNA of Hippoglossus stenolepis (Pacific halibut), 2129 nucleotides long. RefSeq names its product zinc finger protein with KRAB and SCAN domains 1. The transcript is spliced from 4 exons. Gene Ontology annotation, biological process: regulation of transcription by RNA polymerase II. Gene Ontology annotation, molecular function: RNA polymerase II cis-regulatory region sequence-specific DNA binding; DNA-binding transcription factor activity, RNA polymerase II-specific. The record is from RefSeq and is a predicted model, not a curated record. Bases 210 to 1643 code for a protein of 477 amino acids. NCBI's taxonomy places the organism in Eukaryota, Metazoa, Chordata, Actinopteri, Pleuronectiformes, Pleuronectidae.